This is a messenger RNA of Dendroctonus ponderosae (mountain pine beetle), 1341 nucleotides long. RefSeq lists its product as uncharacterized. The coding region runs from base 184 to 1107 and encodes 307 amino acids. NCBI's taxonomy places the organism in Eukaryota, Metazoa, Arthropoda, Insecta, Coleoptera, Curculionidae. Gene Ontology annotation, molecular function: transmembrane monodehydroascorbate reductase activity. The transcript has 2 exons. The record is from RefSeq and is a predicted model, not a curated record.
AAGCAAGAAUAUAGUUUUUACAGCAUUUAAGCGUGCCGUAUAGUAAGUGAAGUACUUAAGUCUGUGUCGGCUUUGCUGAAAUUCUUUCCAAGCACUUACGUAUACAUUGGAAAAUAUCAGACUAUUUAUAAUUACUUUCGGCUUAAGAUUUAACUGGAAACUCCGGAUUUACGUAAAUAUAAGAUGUUAAAUGAGAACAUUGUUAAAGUGAGUACUAUUCAAUUAUCAGCCAAUAGCGAAACAGGUGAUGAAGGACGCGGGAACUUGAACAACGAUGAACAAUCGCUACAAUCAGAACUCGAGCUUAACAGUACUGCAACGGCGGCCUCGGUUGUCAUCAAAAUGCCUCCGAUUCCAAUUGAAGAACCUGCCGUUCCACCGAACUUAGAGAAAGAUGUCGGGAAGAAACUCUCGGGAAAACGAGUUGAAAAACGUAAAGAGGAAGUGACAUACAAGACUCAUCUCACCUCACUUGCACACGUGAGCGUAGUUCUUUUUGUGUAUCUCAUUUUGAAGCUGGCAUUUAGAGGUGAAUUUGAAUUCUUCACUUGGCAUCCCAUCUUAAUGGCAGUUGGGUGGAUGCUCCUAAUGACUGAAGGAUUAUUUGCAAUCAACAAGAACAACACAUACUGGAGGCUGAAGACGAAAGGAGGUUUCCGAGUCCAAAUCCAUGUCGCUAUCUUAGCCAUCGGCUAUGUUUUAUCAAUUGCCGGAUUUGUUAUAGUUUAUAUAAAUAAGGAAAACAAGGGCAAACAUCAUUUUAUAAGUUGGCACGCCUUAUUUGGUCUGAUAGGGUUAAUAUGUACGUGUCCUCCGGUAAUCAAUGGAACUGCAUUGUGGUAUAAAAAAGAGCUUUCGAUUUCCAAACCGAGACUAGUUAAAUUUUUUCAUGUUUUAUCGGGAACCCUGGCGUUCAGCUUUGGUGCACUAGCAUUAGUAUUAAGUGUUUACACUAAGUGGUUUGCAAGGAAGUCAGAUCAAAGUCAAAUUACGUUUUACUUCGGACUAAUUGCGGUUACUUAUCCUUUAGUUUGGGCCGUCUAUGGACCUUCGGUUAAGUUAGUGAAUGUGAUAAAAGAUUACUUUAUGGGAGAUAAAGAGGACUAAGUCGUCUGGAUAAUUUUAACUGAGAUAAAAGGAGUGUACAUAAUAAUAAAAUUAAUUUGCAGUUUUCUAUAGUGAUAACCUAUAUUUGAUUUUUUCGCCUUUGAUAUUGCGCCUAUAUUGAGCCUUUGUUAAUCAUAUAAACAUAUAAAAUACUUAGCCCUAAAUCAUAUUAAAGAUUAAGUGAAUAUGUAUAUGUAAAAAUGUGAAGUAGUUAAAAUAUAUUAUAACUUCAUA